AUGUCCUCUACCCCUAGUUGCACUUUUCUUGCUCAAUUCAACGCAAUUCCAUCGCUCGCCUCCGUCCACUCCAAAAAACGCGCAAAAAGUGCAGAAAUCGGAGAAGAAUCGUUUCGCCUCCCUGCAUGUUUCCCUCCAUCCUCCUACUACUACUUUCUCUCUAAUUCUCCUCACAUUUUUUCGAAAAACUGCGUCUCCAGCCAGCCAGCCCUCCCACUUCACUCCAAUCGAUGA
This is a messenger RNA of Caenorhabditis angaria, 234 nucleotides long. The record is from the annotation of a GenBank genome assembly. Lineage: Eukaryota; Metazoa; Nematoda; Chromadorea; Rhabditida; Rhabditidae.